CACGAUUAUAGUUCAUUUUUGUAACUUCAGAAAACAUAAUUGUUGUACAUACGUACAAAUCUGUACAUAAUUGUUUGUUGAUUUUUGCUAUUUAAUAUUUAUUCGAUAGCUAAUAGUAGGCGUAUAACAAUCGUCAAAAGAUUGCAUUUUUAAAACAAUAGUAGACUUUGCAAUAAUAUUGAAAAUGGAAAAUUUAGAAACGUUGACAAGCAAAAUUUCUAAAUUUGGUACGAUAUCGUCUCGUUCGGAUACACAUACUACAAGUAGUUUAGAAGAAACAAGAAUAAGCGAGUUAAGUAACUGUGAAAUUACUGAUUUAAUCGAAACGAAAGUGUCCCGUAAUGAAUUCUUGACACGAGAAAACAUAUUGUUGGAAAUUCAUCUUCAUCGCAUUGGAAAAGAUGAUCUGAAAGAAGAACGAAAGUCUAUUCGAAAAUCUAGACCUUCAUCUAUUAUGUUAAAGAGACGUAACACUUAUUUUGAUAUGAGUCUUCUUAAACCGCCUGAUGCUGAAACUAGUAGUUUCCAUGAUCGCUCUUCCGAAGCACUUGUUAUGAAACAAAAAUAUUACAUACUUAAAACUGAAAUGAAGUUGAAGAAUGAUGAAAUCAAAAACAGAGCUGAACAACACGAAUCUACUUUGUGGGAUAUUCACAUGGAACUUGAAGAACUGGAGGAGAGAUAUAAAGAAGUAGAAAAAAGAAAACGUUAUUUUGAAUUUUACAUUAAAAACAAAGCUUAUAACAAAGCGCUUGCUGUAUAUAAAGCAGAAUUUAUCGAACAUUUAUUCAAACAAAUAAUAAAAAAUCAUCUCAAUAUGUUGCAAAAUAUCAAAAUGAACACAAAUAUUUGCACUGUGGCACAAAAGAAAAUUUUGUUAAAAAUCGAAUACGUGGAUUCUCUGAUAGGAGAAAAUUACAAAAGGGAAGAUGCUGUGAAAUUUAAAUGCCAAGCUAAACAUCAGACAUCUAUAAUCCGAAAUCAACAAGAAAUACUACAAAUAUUCAGAAAUAAAAUGAAAAAUGCCAAACAUUUAUUAGAAAAACUGCGAAAUGAAAUAGAAGAAAUCGAAUGUAGACUCGAGAUUAUUUCAGAUACUAUCAAAUGGAAGACGACUAUUAAUGAAAGAAUAUCUGAAAAUAUUACUCAACAAGAAAAAGAAAUUGAAGCUUAUCAAAAAGAAUAUGAUUAUAUAAAGAAUAUGGUUUCUAGUUAUAAACCUAUAACUAUAAUAGACGUCAUAAAGCAACAAAAAACUCUGAAAAUGACACAAAACCAAUUGAAAUAUUUUAAGAGAAAAACAAAUUUACUAGAUUUGAAACUUGGAAAAUUUGCGUAACAUUAUAUUUAAAUAAAAUAUUCAAAAUAAUCUGCUGCAACUAGUUAAAUAAUGUUAAAAUAUUUUUAUUUAUUUAUAUAUAUUAUUAUAAGUUUAUGUUGCAAUGUAUUAACAUUUAUUAUAUAGUUUUAAACGAAAAUCUUCCUAUUCUAUAGACACAAAGAGGUUUGAUUGAUUGGUUUGAUGGGAUAUCAUAAUGCAACACACGAGCAAUCUGACAAGGGGAGAUACCCUCCAGAAGGACUUUUAUGAGAAACUAUCCUGUAUUUAGAAGUUAAAUUCGGAAAGCCAUGUAGGCAGCUCAUUGGCUAGGCGCGAAUCUGAGACCAACCAUCAGUGUUUAUGGUUUUACCCAUUCGGUCACUGGGAGGCAACUUAAAGAAGAUAAAAAUUUUGAUGUUUGUGAAGCGAACAUUGCUAUGGAUUGUGAUGUUAUAACCACUGAAGAGGCUCUGUUAUAGUCAGGGCGAAAUGCAUUUUGAGCUUUCUAUUAAUCUUUCUACAAAAUAAUCAGAUAUUUCCAAGCAAGUAUGAAAACAAGAAACUCCGACGAUAGAAAUUCCAUGAAUAGCAGUCAGCAAGGCCACGGUGAAGAACG
Centruroides sculpturatus (bark scorpion) is the source of this 1937-nucleotide messenger RNA. RefSeq lists its product as uncharacterized. The record is from RefSeq and is a predicted model, not a curated record. The coding region runs from base 185 to 1339 and encodes 384 amino acids. The transcript is spliced from 2 exons. NCBI's taxonomy places the organism in Eukaryota, Metazoa, Arthropoda, Arachnida, Scorpiones, Buthidae.